UAAAUGUCAAAUUAAACAUUUUGCAUAAAAAUAAUAACAAUUUUCUUAUUAGAAUCUUUUUAAAUAAUGACUGAGGCAUUAUCGGGCGUAACGGUAGUAAUAAUAAUAGGUUUGGGUGUGUUAACAUUCCUUUUGUUAUUUAUAUUCGCAAAAAGGCAAAUAAUGAGGUUCGCUUUAAGAUCUACAAGAGGUCCACAUAUACCUAUAGGGCAUGAUGCUUCAAAGGUGUUAAGAAGAAAUAUUGAAACUUACAUUGAUAUUAUACAAAGAAUUUCCUGUGAGCCUUUACUUUUGAGUGUAAAUAACUCAAGGUAUAUUGUAUGCCCAACUCAACAAGUAUCUAAUCAUUAUUAUAGGUUAAAAGCUGUUGAUGAUAUUAAAUUAUUAGAAAAAGAAAUUACAAAACAAGAUAAAGAUUUAGUUCGACAACCAAAUGAAAAUUUAAGGGCUUAUUUAUUAUCAACAUUAGCAGCUCCUUUAAAUGGUUCAGGACAAAGACUUAUUCAUCAAUUUUGCGAUUUGUAUGAACAUGCAAGGCAUGACCCUAAUAAUUUCAUGGAAGAUGAAUAUCAAACUUAUAGCAGAUUACUUUUAAAGUUAAUAGAUGCAGCAAAAAUGUUGAAAUCUUUCAAUAGUAGACGGUCAUCACCAAAUCGAACACCCCAAAGAUUUAAAGAAAAAAAUCGUAACAUGCUUGAUCCAUCAAAAUUAACUCCUUUCCGUGGAUUUUUUACUGUACCAGAAAAUAAUGAAACAAACAGUGAUUAUACAGAAACUAGAACAGUUUCGAUGGGUGUUACUACUACAAGUGGAGAGAACGAAUCUACUUAAAGGAUUCAACUUAAAAUUACCCUAAAAUUAUUUCAACAAAAUAUGAAGCAAAUACAAGAGGAGUAUUUAUUAGAUAAAUAAUAAUUUAAAAUAGGAAUUGCUGUAUUUUUAGUAUUUAUUAAGUUAUGAAA
Molecule: messenger RNA, 962 nt
Organism: Onthophagus taurus
Lineage: Eukaryota; Metazoa; Arthropoda; Insecta; Coleoptera; Scarabaeidae
Product: protein C1orf43 homolog
Source: RefSeq, a predicted model, not a curated record